Molecule: messenger RNA, 926 nt
Organism: Eufriesea mexicana
Lineage: Eukaryota; Metazoa; Arthropoda; Insecta; Hymenoptera; Apidae
Product: paired box protein Pax-6
Exons: 6
Coding region: 48-926 (292 amino acids)
Biological process (GO): regulation of transcription by RNA polymerase II; anatomical structure development
Molecular function (GO): RNA polymerase II cis-regulatory region sequence-specific DNA binding; DNA-binding transcription factor activity, RNA polymerase II-specific
Source: RefSeq, a predicted model, not a curated record
CAUGGCCGGGCGCCACCGGUCUCCUAGCCUCUGUCACCGCUGACGAUAUGGCACACAAAGGUCACAGUGGCGUGAAUCAGCUCGGGGGUGUGUUCGUCGGCGGUAGACCGCUUCCAGACUCGACGAGGCAAAAGAUCGUCGAACUAGCUCAUUCUGGUGCGAGACCCUGCGAUAUUUCCAGGAUCUUGCAGGUCAGCAAUGGCUGCGUUUCGAAGAUUCUUGGAAGGUACUAUGAAACCGGAUCUAUUAGGCCCAGAGCCAUCGGUGGCAGUAAACCUCGUGUAGCCACGGCGGAAGUCGUAAGCAAGAUCUCCCUUUACAAAAGCGAGUGUCCUUCUAUCUUCGCUUGGGAGAUCAGAGACCGUUUGCUCCAGGAAGGUGUCUGCACCAACGACAACAUUCCUAGUGUGUCGUCAAUAAAUAGGGUACUGAGAAAUUUAGCGGCACAGAAGGAGCAACGGCAGCAACAACAACAGCAACAGCAAGGGGUGUCUGCCGUUGGCGUCGGGGUCGGUGCUGGUAGUCCAGCUGAGAGUGUUUACGAUAAACUAAGGCUACUUAAUGGGCAAACAACUGGCUGGCCGAGACCAAAUCCAUGGUAUCCAUCUGGAGCUGGCAGUCCAUUUCCAUCCCUGCAGCCCAGCUUGAGUCCAAGUCAUUGUACAGCCCUUCCACCGGAUCCUGCGGAUAUUCUGCACGCAAAGAAAGAGGGUGGCGAGAAAGGAGAGGAAGCCAGAAUAAAACUAGGGAGGAGGGAAAAAGAGAGAACGACGGCAGAGACGGUGAACAAGAGAGGCCAAGAAAGAAAGGAGACAAGGGCGCAAAGAGACUCCGUGCUCGAUCGAAACGAAAGGGGUUCGGGUCGUAUGGGCAUUGUUUUUUCACCUCUCGGGUCCCGUGCUACGAGGCGAACGACAGGGGAGUGA